Podarcis muralis (Common wall lizard) is the source of this 1129-nucleotide messenger RNA. RefSeq names its product ER membrane protein complex subunit 9 (gene EMC9). Gene Ontology annotation, cellular component: EMC complex. NCBI's taxonomy places the organism in Eukaryota, Metazoa, Chordata, Lepidosauria, Squamata, Lacertidae. The record is from RefSeq and is a predicted model, not a curated record.
GUGAUUGGUCGCGGGCGCGGCCAAUGGGGGAGCUUGGAAUGGAUGGGGUGUUGUAGGAGGGGGUCUUUGAGCAGCAACCGCCUGGGCAGGCAUGGAAAGGAUGCGGAACUGACGGCUCCUUUGCUUGGCAGGAUGGGUGAAGUGGAGAUCUCUGCCCGGGCGUAUGUCAAGAUGUGUCUCCAUGCUGCCCGCUACCCCCACGCCGCUGUCAACGGGCUGCUUUUGGCUCAGAGACGCCAGGCAACAGCCAGCCAGCCAGAAUGCCUCUGUAUUACAGACUGCAUCCCCCUCUUCCACAACCACCUGUCGCUCACGGUCAUGCUGGAGGUGGCUCUGAAUCAGGUUGACAUCUGGAGUUCGGAGCUGAACUUGCUCCUUGCUGGCUAUUACCAAGCCAACUCUGGGCUGGACGACAAGAGCGCUUCUUUCCUCGCACAAAAGACUGUCGGACGCAUUGCUGAACUAUAUGAGGGUGCCGUUCUUAUCAUGUUGGAUAACCGCAAGUUCACGAUAAACCCCCGGGUCCCUCCGGUGAUCGUUCUGGAGCAGAAGGAUCGGCAAUGGAUCCCCAAAGACAAGAACCUGGUCAUGUGGAGCGACUGGGAAUCCUCUCGCCACAUCUGCAAGACCCUCCUAGAAGACAAAGCUUAUUCCCAGUUGGUGGAUUUUGAUGCCCACCUGGACGACAUCAGAGAGGACUGGACCAAUCAGCAGCUGAACACAAAAAUUGCCCAGUUGGUAUCAGUGGCCAAUGGCAGUGCGUGAAGGAAUCAUAGCUCAUCCGCAGCAGUUAAGAGAAGGGCCGUCGGAUGAUCAGAGGCUAAUCUCAGACUGUUUCCGAGACGGCUGCAAAGAAACUGGAUUUGCAGCUGGUGGGAUUUUUGAAAUUCCUGCAGAAAAGGACCUGGCCAAAACCAUUCACGGUUGUGCAAAAAAAAAAAAAGGGGGGGGGGAGGACUCAAACCUUCUUUUUUUUGUGUCCAAUUGAUAAUUUUGGAAACAUGUUGCUUCUAGAUACAGACCUGGAUUUAUCCCCACCCCCUUUGAGAGAUCCUGCACUUGUAGGAGAUGAAAAGUCGUUGCUGCAUUUAUUUAGUUUCAUAACAUAAUAAAUUAAAAAAAACCACCA